GUCAAUCAUAUCGCCCAUAUUGGUUUCUUCCGGCUGUAAGUCAGCCCCUCAGCAGCAGCAGCAGCAGCAUCCCUGUCCAAGAGAGACGAAAUCCGGCCAUCAUCAAAGGUGUCCCCUGUUUUGGAUGUGGUAACAAGUCUCCAGAGACAAGAAAGUGAAAGCGAGAUCAUGUUUUAGAGACCUCGUGUUGGCAGCCCAUCAUCUACAAUGAACAAUGAAGACGAGUUCUAUGAUGCUGUCACAGGCUUGGAUUCAGACGAGUCGUGUGAAGGCACAUCAGACGCCAGUUUUAAAGAUGCUGUAGUGUAUGACGGCGCUCAGAAGAACAAUGGAGCGGUUCCUCAGGAGAACGGAAUUAAGAAGCACAGGUCGUCUCUUCCUGCCCCCAUGUUCUCCAGGAGUGAUUUUAGUGUGUGGAGCAUUCUCAAGAAAUGUAUUGGACUGGAGCUGUCCAAGAUCACCAUGCCCAUUGUGUUCAAUGAGCCCCUGAGCUUUCUACAGAGAAUCUCGGAGUAUAUGGAGCACACAUACCUCAUCCAGAAAGCCUGCUCACAGACCGACUCUUUAGAGAGGAUGCAGACGGUAGCUGCCUUUGCUGUGUCUGCAGUCGCUUCUCAGUGGGAUAGAACUGGAAAACCUUUCAACCCGCUUCUAGGAGAAACCUAUGAACUCACACGAGAGGAUCAGGGUUUCAGACUGAUCUCGGAGCAGGUGAGUCACCAUCCUCCAAUCAGUGCAUUUCACACUGAGAGUCUGACGGGAGACUUCGUGUUCCACGGCUCCAUCUACCCCAAACUCAAGUUCUGGGGCAAAAGUGUGGAGGCGGAGCCUAAAGGGACCAUCACGCUAGAGCUUUACAAGCAUAAAGAGGCAUACACAUGGACAAACCCUUUCUGCUGUGUACACAAUAUAAUUCUUGGUAAACUCUGGAUUGAACAGUAUGGCACUGUAGAAAUCGUCAAUCACAGUACUGGAGAGAAGUGUGUGCUGAACUUUAAACCCUGUGGGAUGUUUGGAAAGGAGCUGCACAGAGUUGAAGGUUACAUCCAGGAUAAGAGUAAGAAGAAGCGCUGUGUGAUCUAUGGGAAAUGGACCGAGUGUAUGUGGAGCGUCGACCCACAGGUGUACGAGGCCCAUCGGAAACUCGAGAAGAAAGGAGCAACAGACACUAAAAAACAGAAACAGCAGGAAGAGCCAGAAGCCGUCAACGAGGAUGCCGAUGAAAUGCCUGAAGUGCAGGAGACUGUGGCAGUGAUUCCUGGUAGCACAUUAUUAUGGAGAAUAUUCUCAAGGCCGCCUCAUUCAGCAGAGAUGUAUAACUUCACUAAUUUUGCCAUGACGCUGAAUGAGCUGGAGCCUGGCAUGGGAGGAGUGCUGGCACCAACAGACUGCCGCCUGCGGCCUGACAUCAGAGCCAUGGAGAACGGCUACAUGGAUGAAGCCAGCAGAGAAAAGGAGAGACUGGAACAGAAGCAGAGAGCAGCUCGUAAAGAGCGGGCCAAAGAUGGUGAAGAGUGGUCGACUAGGUCAGUGCUGCUCCUUUUUCACUGUUUUUACUGUUAUGCAACAUUUUUAACCUCUUCUACUGUUUUUAGGUGGUUUCAGUUAGGGACAAAUCCGUAUACAGGAUCACAGGACUGGCUGUACACUGGCGGCUACUUUGAUAGGCAAUACACAGACUGUCCUGAUAUCUACUGAUGAGGAGCACCUCCUUCCUCCCUCGCUCUCUCCCCGUCUACAACAGCCCUCUGCACGAUGCACCAUCAACAAUGAUAGCGCUUAUGCUCACAUCAAACUGAGCUGCCUCCAUCUUCAGCACUUGUGUUUAUGAUUUGUGUUUUUGUCCUUUGUCUCACUUCCCAUCAACCCUGUAGGUUUUCUCAACUGAGGAAAGCAUCGAAACCGCAGUGGGAGAACCAUUUGCCUUUGAACGUACGAACCCCUCAUCAGAGAUGUAGUUAUAUCGCCAAUAAAAUGUGACUGAUGUGCUUUGGACGUUUCCCAUGUACAGUAGGUGUUUAACGUAUGAAAAGUAAUUCCAGAUGUUUAGUGUUUGGCAAGCACUGAGCCACCUCUGAUCCAGCUGUGUGUAGAGAGUCAAGGUGAUGAAGAAUUAAUGAAAUAACUACAUUAAUAAUGUUUAGAGGACGGUGAUGAAUGAACUGUGUGUGUGUGCGUGCGUGCGUGGCAAUUAAUGUAAAAAGCCAUAGAUUUUAUUUUAAUUGGUACAAUAUUUUGCAUUGUCAGAUUCAGUUUAAAUUUGUGUGUAGUUUCCUCAUCACGUGUUCAUUAUGGUGAAGCGUUUUAAAAAUGGCCUCAAAGCUCUCUUUCUUUUUUCUUUUCACUUGAUUGUUUCCACAGAGACUCAUGGGAUGUAAAAUAGGCUGAUUGUACUGACAUUCACUAAGGCUUUGUUGACAAACUGUAAAUGUACAUAUUCAUAUUUCACCAUUUUUCUAAUGUAUUGGUGUCGCACUAAAUUGUUCCUCAAGCACUAUGGAUUGAAUUAGUUUUAUGUCAACUAGGGUGUCACUAGGGUUAUUUUAUUCAUCAGCAUUUGCAUCUGUUAUCACUGUUCUCAACUAUAAACGUGUACACUGUGUAUUUGAGAAACCAGCUAAAUCUAUGCAACCCAUCGAACUGCUCCAAGCCCACAUAAUUAUGAAUGUACAGAAUGGCAGCUUAUGGAAGUGUAAAUAUAACCUACAUCUUAUCUGAGAGAGUAUUUCUUGCCUGAAGUAGAUGCCAUGAAAGGGAUUUUGCACCAUUCUCAUGUAGAGACGAUCUGAAGCGUGUAGCUCAUAUGAGCUGGUUUGAAGCACACUAAUGUGUUUUAUUUCCCACAGUGCCUGACUUUCAAUGCCCCUGCCAGUCACUCUCACUAGUACUUUAUCUUGAGAUGUUUGUUCCCUAUUUAUGUUUCAUUUGAAUAUGUGAGACAUUUGAUUUGGUUUUCUAACCCUCUUUCCCCUUGUCUGAGUACUAAUUGUAAACGGGAAUAUAGUCUUUUCAAUGCACACAACAUUCAGUACACUACUUGUUUUGCAUCCUGUAUUGUAUUAAAUUUACAUUAGAUUUUUUUGAAAACUAGCAUUGUAAAACUAAUAUUCCACAAUUAAACUACAGAGUUUAUUUUUAUGCGGCUUUGUGUAAGUGGAAUUAGCAUUCCUCUUCACCGGAUGUCAUAUUUUCAGUGUGUGAAUGUAUUUUCCAAUGCUGCACAUACUGUAGAUCUCUAGCAAUCACAAGCACAUAGCUCCUUGUUUUUUUUUUAUGUGUCUGAACUAAAGGUAUUUUCUCUGUGAGAUGGGGGUUACACUUCAUUUUUGAACAGAGUUAAUGGAGAUGUCAUACUGAUGAGAACAAAUUCUACUAAUUGAAAUUUUAGUUUGAACAUGUCUUUUGGAAUAAUAAAAAACAGAUUGAUGAAA
Molecule: messenger RNA, 3431 nt
Organism: Carassius auratus (goldfish)
Lineage: Eukaryota; Metazoa; Chordata; Actinopteri; Cypriniformes; Cyprinidae
Product: oxysterol-binding protein-related protein 2-like
Exons: 13
Coding region: 208-1698 (496 amino acids)
Cellular component (GO): perinuclear endoplasmic reticulum; plasma membrane; cytosol
Molecular function (GO): cholesterol binding
Source: RefSeq, a predicted model, not a curated record